AUGACAUUCCUCAAAAUUACUUUUUCGACUCUUUUAUUGUCCUUACUUGGCACAAAUAUUUUAGGAUUUGGUCCUUGUGAUCGCAUGAAGUGUAAAAAUAGAGUGUUAAACGAUACUUUAUUUGUGGAUAAAGACUAUGAUUGUGGUUAUACUCGUCUUAUACCUAAUAGAAAUAAAAUAGGUUAUGGAGGAAAAAAUGAACAUCAAAAACCAGUAGUUCAAAUAAGUAAUGGUGCAACACUUUCAAAUUGUAUAAUUGGCGCAAGGAAAAAUUAUAAGGCGGCAGAUGGAAUUCAUUGUGUGGGAAAUUGUAAAAUUAAAAAUGUUUUUCAUGAAAAAGUUGGAGAAGAUGCUAUUACUUUAUUGGGAACUGAUCCAAAUAGUCAAUACUUAAUUGACGGGGGAGGUGCACAAAAUGCUAACGGAAAGGUUGUUCAAUUUGAUGGAGCUGGAACGCUAACUAUUAGAAAUUUUUAUAUGAAAAAUGUCUACGCAGGUAUAGCCUCAUGUGGUAAUUGUUUAAAGCAAUAUCGAAAUAGAAGAAUUAAUGUUGAGAAUUUAAUUGUGGAAAAUCUUACAAAAGGACAAUUUAUUGUUGGAGUUAAUGGAAAUUAUGGGGAUAAAGCUACCCUUAAAAAUAUAACAAUAAAAGGAAAAUCAAAAAGACAAGUCUAUCCGUGUAAAAUAUUUGAAGGAAAUAAUCAAGGAAAAGAGUCUCCAGUUAGAAGUAUGCAACCUGACAAGGACCAUUGUAUUUUAAUUGAUAAAUUACAUAUAAGUGCUGAUGAUACAAAGAAAUAA
Meloidogyne enterolobii is the source of this 801-nucleotide messenger RNA. NCBI's taxonomy places the organism in Eukaryota, Metazoa, Nematoda, Chromadorea, Rhabditida, Meloidogynidae. The record is from the annotation of a GenBank genome assembly.